Molecule: messenger RNA, 1071 nt
Organism: Cladophialophora yegresii CBS 114405
Lineage: Eukaryota; Fungi; Ascomycota; Eurotiomycetes; Chaetothyriales; Herpotrichiellaceae
Exons: 1
Coding region: 1-1071 (356 amino acids)
Biological process (GO): endonucleolytic cleavage in 5'-ETS of tricistronic rRNA transcript (SSU-rRNA, 5.8S rRNA, LSU-rRNA); endonucleolytic cleavage in ITS1 to separate SSU-rRNA from 5.8S rRNA and LSU-rRNA from tricistronic rRNA transcript (SSU-rRNA, 5.8S rRNA, LSU-rRNA); endonucleolytic cleavage to generate mature 5'-end of SSU-rRNA from (SSU-rRNA, 5.8S rRNA, LSU-rRNA)
Cellular component (GO): nucleolus
Molecular function (GO): RNA binding
Source: RefSeq, a predicted model, not a curated record
AUGGCGACAGAAAGGCGAAAUACAUACCUCGACGCCGGAGUGUCGGAGGAAUCAGACCGCGACACAGGCUACGACUCGGAAGCCGCGGAGAUCUCCAAAGCCAGCCGAACGAGCAAGCGGCGGAAGAUCCGGCACGAAUACGCAGAACAAGAUGAUCAAGACGAUGAGGGCGAAGUUGAUUCCAGGAUUGGGCAACGGACAAGCAGUCCACCCGUGGCACACGGCGCAGUUUACGCACACGCAGAGCCAGAGCAGCAGAGGGAGGCAAAUGAGAAUAAUGACUCAGUGGGGGAUGAAGACAAUGCAGAGCCGGAGGAACAAGACGAGGAUCUCCAAGGAAAGAGCCGUCAGACCUUGACGCAGCCGCAAAGCGAGCCUUUCCCCGUCCAGGAAGAAAAGACGAAGAAGAAGAAAGUCAAGGACAAAGACAAAAAGAAACCCACGCCUGGUGUUGUCUAUCUUUCCUCGCUCCCUCCGUACCUCAAACCCUCGGCACUGCGCAACCUUCUCGACCAGCGCGGCUUCUCGCCCAUCGCGCGGAUCUUCCUCUCGCCGGCUUCAAAAUCGAACAAAUCACAUUCCGCUGGUGGCAAGAACUCGCGCCAACUCUACACGGAAGGGUGGAUUGAAUUCGCGUCGAAGAAAACGGCGAAGAGAUGCGCAGAGACGUUGAACGCCAGUACGGUGGGAGGCAAGAAGGGAGGGUAUUAUCGCGAUGAUGUGUGGAAUAUGAAGUACCUAAGGGGAAUGAGGUGGGAGGAGUUGAUGGCCGGCGUGAGGGAGGAGAAGCGGGAGAUGGAGGGCCGGAGGGACGAAGAGAGGAGAACCAUCGCGAGGGAGACGAGGAUGUUUGUGGAGGGCGUGGAGGAGGGGCGGAGACGGGAGGGGAUGAAGAGGAAGAGAGAGCAGAAGAGGAAGGACCCACAUGCGGUGGGAGACGGUGAGCAGGAGGGCGAGCUUAAGAGAACGUGGCGUCAGAAUGAAGUCCUCGGGAGCACGAGGAAAGAUCACUCGGGAGGAGACGACAAGAUUAGCGACGACGUCCGCCAAGUGUUGGGCAAGAUCUUCUGA